AACUCCCCAUUCAAGUUACAAGUAUUUUUUUUCCAGAAGUCAAAAGAAAUAUUCAUGGCCGACUGUGUUUUGCUUGGCUGUCGCUGUGGUUCGUGAUUAAACUUGAUGCCGAACAUUGACCAGAAACGAUCCGUGUGGUGAUAAGUCCACAUCGUCUUUCGUUUUUGUUAAUUCAAACAGAAAAAAAGCAAAUCUUAUAGUAAUUCAAUUUAAUUUAAAAAUAAAAAUGGAAAACAAUAUUGUGAAGAAACCGGGAGAAAAGGUUGCCCGACCUUACCAGUUGCGGCUUCUUGAACACGCAAUUAAGCACAAUUCUAUAAUAUAUCUACCAACAGGAAGUGGCAAAACUUAUAUAGCAGUUAUGUUGAUUAAGCAUUUUUCAAAGGAUUUCCAAAAGCCAUUUAAUGAAGGUGGAAAGCGUUGUGUUUUCCUUUGCAAUACAGUCGAGUUAGCUCGUCAAAAUGCCCGAGAAAUAGCCAAUGUGACAAAUUUCAAAGUUGGGCUCUUUAUUGGUGAUAUGAACGUCGACAAUUGGCCUCAGGAAAAAUGGGAAUCUGAAAUUAUGGGCAAUCAAGUUUUUGUAGGAACGAGUCAGGUGUUUGUAGACAUGGUCACCCAUCAGUAUUUGUCCAUCAAUGAUUUGAGCUGCGUUGUUAUGGACGAGUGUCAUCAUGCAACCAAAUCUCAUCCAAUGCAUCGCUUCUUAUCUCUCUUCUUAUAUGCCAAUCAAGCUGAGCUACCGAGGGUUGUCGGGUUGACGGGGGUUUUGUUAAAAACAGAAAAAAAAGGAGAUAUUUUAACAUAUCUCAAGGAAUUGGAAGCUGUUUUUCGAGGAAAGAUCAUUACAGUAGAGAAUUUGGACGAAUUCCAUAAUGUUUUGCUCUAUUCAACAAAACCUUAUGAAAUAAUGGUUAAAUACCCUGACGAAUCUAUGGUGUAUGAUGUUGAAAAUCAAAUCAGAGCAAUAAUUCAAAACUGCUGUACGCAACUAGAUUAUUGGGAAACGGGAGAGAAAACUAAAUACUCAAAAGGUCUUGUUAAAAUACGCGAACCCUCCAAACGGAAACAAAUCAAAUCUCUUUUAACUGAUUUUGUCUACCAAAUGGAUGAUAUGGGUUUGUAUGCUGCGUCUGUGGCUAUAAUGGCAGCUAUAGUCCAACUUGAAGUAAAUAAACGCAACGCCCCAACAUUAUAUUUGCGCAAGAUGUUCAGAUAUGUUAUAACCAAAUGUGAAUUAAUUCGUCAUUUAUUGAUAAAGAAAAUAAAAGCAUUUAUAUCGGAUGAUGACGAUGACGAAGACGACAUGGAUGAAGCUGAUAUUAUACUUAAUUUUUCCAAAUCCAAAGUUCAAUAUCUGUUGUCCUAUUUGGUUUCGGAAUUCAGUUCAAAGAAAGGUGAUGAAAUAAGUGCUUUGGUUUUUGUUCAACGUCGAUACACUGCUAAAUGCUUAUACUUUGUUAUAAAAAACUUUGUUGAUGCACAUCCGGGGCUAAAACAUAUUAAACCCAAUUUCAUGGUAGGACGAACUGCAGGAAUGGUGUAUUCAAUUGAUACGAUACUUGAUUCCAAGUGGAAUCGUCAUGCUAUUGAAAUGUUUCGAAUUAAGGAAUGCAAUUUGAUUGUAUGUUCAAGUGUGCUGGAAGAAGGCAUUGAUGUUCAGGCAUGUAAUUAUGUUAUUUCUUUUGAUUCCAUAAAGACAUUUAGUUCGUAUGUACAAAUGAAAGGGCGUGCACGUUCUUCCAACAGUACAUAUGCCGUUUUCUGUGAAAAAUUGAAACAACAUGAGGUUGCACAACAAAUAAAGCAGUACCAGGAAAUCGAUGCGCAAUUAAAAAAAUAUCUCAUCACACGUACAAUUGAUAGAGAAAUACCACUAGAGAGCGCAACAGCAGAACAAUUUAAAGAACUCAUCACACCGUUUAGGACCCGCACAGGAGCUGUGUUACAAGCAGAAACUACUUUAAUGCUUUUACAUCGCUAUUGUCAGACACUACCACAAGAUUCAUUUACAAAUUCCCUUCCAAUGUGGGCAAUUGAGCAAAGUGAAGAAAACAAAAGUUGCGUUGUCAGUUUAAAAUUACCACCUCAGUCUACUGUCAAAGAUAUAAUAUUGAGUGAUGUAAUGAAGACUUGUAGAGCUGCAAAAAUGUCAGCUGCAUUCAAAGCAUGCGUUAAGCUAUACCAACAAGGAGAACUAGAUGACUCCCUAUUACCAAUAACUCGUAAGAAAAUACUUGAAAACUGCACCGAAACAUACUUCGCAAAAUGGAAAAAUGAAGCAAAUGAUAAUGCUAAAGAAGCUGGGACUAAGCACAAUAUUCGAGAAUAUAAGAAAAUCUAUCCUGAAGAACUGAUCGGUUCAGUCCCAAUUCCUGGUGAAAUAUGUUACGCCUAUUGUAUAAAAAUAGUGCCAGAAUUUAGGUUGGAUGAGGAUAAUGCAAACAUAAUUAAUUUAUUGAAUUCAAAUUCUAAUUAUGCUAUUGUUGUAAAGAAAAAACUUCCUGCCCUAGCACCAAUGCCACUUUUCAUGACACAAGGUCCACUCAAAGUAGAAAUAUUGAGUAAACCUUUUGAAUUGAUUAUUGGUGAUAAUAAUGAACUAUCAAGUUUAAAAGCAUUCAACAAAAUCUUAUUUACUGACAUACGAAAAUAUUGGAAGCGAUUUUUAGCUUUCGACAAUAGGAAUGGUCCGAAUGCUUUCCUGAUUGCACCAGUGCAACAUAAUUGUGCCAUUGAUUGGGAGUUAAUCCGCCAAUUUCAAAAACUAACCCCAAUGAGAGGAACAAGUGAAAAUGAAAGAUUGAAAAAAGUCCACAAGCCUGAGGAUUACCUUGGAAAGGUGGUCAGCACAUGGUACAGUUCCGAUGAAGACGUUCGAUAUAUUGUGACGAAAAUUCGACAUGAUCUAACUCCGCUAAGUCCAUUUCCUUCGAAUAGUUUUAAGAAUUAUGCAGAAUACGUUGAGAAUAAAUAUCGAGAGCGAGUUGUAAAUACGAAUCAGUUUAUGAUCGAAGUUCAAGCACUUACCUCGCGUAGUAAUUUCUUCAUAAAUUCUAUGGGUAAGACCACAGAAAGUAAACGUGCUAAGCGAGAUAGUAAGAUUUUGGUCAUUCCCGAAAUGUGUCAUAAUUUUCGUUUUCCUGGCGACCUAUGGCUGAAGGCAUUGUUUUUGCCAUGCAUUUUACAUAGAUUGCAUUAUCUGUUGAAUGCCGAAAAGUUGCGUGUUGACAUAAAUAAUUAUUUGGGAAUUCGAACAGAUGCCAAUUAUAAGCCAGCGCUUAUCGAAAUAGAUUAUUCGCUUCGACGAGUGGGCACUAGUAAAGAACCAAAAAGCAUGCUUCCAGCUCUAGAAACUACACGUAGAGAUAAUGUAAUUAAUUCAUGUUACAAUCUGGUUGAUAUUGAACAAGGAAACUGGAAGGCGUACUUGGAGCCCGUUGAUGUCUUUCGAAAUGUCACCACUUUGUACCCAAUUGAAAUCGACUAUUAUUACCAAUUUGCUAACAAUUUGUUGGAAGACAUGGCCAAAUUAAAGCUUGAUGAUUCGCCAGCUGCAUCAAUGAACAAUCUUGAAGCUCACAAAUCGAAAGUAAGGGAUCACCAUGUUAACGAUUUAACUAAAAGAAUUUCCGAUAUCGCAUUCGAUUCUGGUCGAUGUAUAAAAAUUCUAGAGAACCUUGCUGGCCCGUACAAGACUGCAGAACAAUUUGAAUUUCUGGCUGCAAUAACAACUGGAAAAACAAAUGAUUAUUUCGAUAUGGAACGCUUCGAAGUUUUGGGUGAUUCAUUUUUGAAAUUCAGUUGUUCACUACUUCUAAUGCAUAGACAUAAAUCUUGGAAUGAGGGAAACCUAACAACAAUCAAAUCGCGAUUAGUGAGCAAUAGAAAUUUGCUUUACUGUAUGCGGGAGAAGUUCAAGGGUUCAUUUAUUUGUUCCUCUGUUUUCGAACCAACUAGCGAAUGGCUGCCUCCUUUCUCAUCUGUUCCUUCGAAUGUCCUCAAAGCCAUCGAGCAGGACGGUCUUUCGCCUAACUGUCUUUACGAGCUGAAUCUGAGUGAGGAGGAAAUCAAGGAAGGACUAUGCAAUCAGAAGACACUAGAAGCUCUUCGCGAUAAUACCCAGUUAUCAGAGACAUCCGUUGAGUGCCUUUACGAAUUCAUUUACAAACAAUCUUUAGCCGAUAAGGUUGUGGCCGAUUGUCUGGAGGCGCUAUUGGGCGUGUGUGUUAAAAAUUAUGGAAUUGAAAAAAGUUUCGAAAUGCUAGACUAUUUUGGAAUAUAUUAUGAUUCCAGAAAGGAAUUACUUCCAAAGCUUCUGGAUAUCAAUUUGGGAAGCCCGCUUUUAAAAACCAAUGUAAAACAAUCCGUAGUUGAUGGAUAUUUGGUGAACUAUGAGUUUUUAGAGAAAAACUUGAACUAUCAAUUUAAGGAUCGUGCAUAUCUGUUACAAGCUCUUACACAUCCAUCUUAUCCAACAAAUCAAUAUACUGGCUGCUACCAGCAACUUGAGUUUUUAGGAGAUGCCAUUUUGGACUUUUUGGUAUCAUGCCAUAUUUUUGAGCGUUGUACACAUAUGAAUCCCGGCGAGAUAACCGAUUUGCGUUCUUCGCUGGUCAAUAAUGUUACAUUAGCUUGUGUUUGUGUAAGAAAUCGCUUUCAUCAGUAUAUUCUCUAUGAGAGUCCAAAACUUUCCGAGUGUAUUCGAAAAUUUGUCGAAUUUCAAAAAACACAAGAUCAUCGUGUUACAGAUCAAGUAAAGAUUCUUCUGGAAGAAAACAUCCUUCAAAAGGAAUCUUUUAAUUUGGCGCAGAAUAUAGACGUCCCGAAAGCAUUAGGGGAUGUUGUAGAGGCGUUAAUCGGAGCUGUAUUUUUAGAUUCUGGAAAUGAUCUGCGAUGCACCUGGAAAGUAAUAAGCCAAUUAUUGGACAUCGAAUUGAAUGAUUUUAUUGCCGAAGUGCCUCUUGAUCCCGUUCGUCAAUUGUACGAAUAUAAGGGAGCUAAACCAGAAUUCCAAUUGGAGUGGGUCGAUUAUGAUGUAGUUAUGAUGAAAUGUCAAUUUUAUUGCCGUGAUUACGUAAAGACUGUUGUUGGAUGUGGAGGAAAUAAAACAAUGGCAAAGAAAGCUGCAGCAAAAAUGGCUUUGCAAAUUUUACAUGCAAAUUAAAAUUAAUUUAUAAUUUUUUUAAUGCUUUAUUUUUGUAGUUAUUAUUCAUAUUUUAUACAUGUUCGCUGAUAUUUUUCAUUCCUAUUUAUAUCUUAAUUUGUCUUGCGACCGAAAGAUUAAAAAUAGAAUUGUAUAAAAUUCGGUCAAUUCACACACAACCAAGUUGUUGAAUUUAUACAUAUAUAAAUGAUUUUGAUAACAAAAUCAUGUCCAUAAUCAAAACAAGUGUUUCCGUACAGUUCUAUUGAAUUAUGUUUGUGUAUAGAAAAGUAUUUAAUCUAUGUUUAUUGUUAUAAUAUUUUAAUAAAUUCUAAAGCUGUAAGGCUAACAAAA
Eupeodes corollae is the source of this 5497-nucleotide messenger RNA. Its product is annotated as endoribonuclease Dicer. The record is from RefSeq and is a predicted model, not a curated record. Gene Ontology annotation, biological process: siRNA processing; apoptotic DNA fragmentation. Gene Ontology annotation, molecular function: DNA binding; ribonuclease III activity; ATP binding. NCBI's taxonomy places the organism in Eukaryota, Metazoa, Arthropoda, Insecta, Diptera, Syrphidae. The transcript has 8 exons. Bases 227 to 5164 code for a protein of 1645 amino acids. Gene Ontology annotation, cellular component: nucleus; RISC complex; cytoplasm.